AAACAGCUUAGAAAGAUGUGUGAGUAUUUUCUUUCACCUCUCACGAUAUGCUUUGAUUUUUUUUAUCAAUGUAUAAUGCAAUGCAUUAAUGUGAAAGGAGGGGAUAUAUCUCUGACAAUACCUUAACGUUUUUCAACAUCUUCCCAACCUUACAAUAUAAUCAACAUAAUUAAAUUUGAUUGAGAGGAAAAUAUUGCUAGCUGUCAAAUUAUCAAGGGAUAAUUGGUUGUUUUUCCAGACGCUGAUUUUCAAUCAUUUCAACAUGUUUUAAUCAGUAGAGGUGAUUACUUGAUUGACCUGUUCUUCAGGAGUUACAUUUUAUAACCUUUAAGUUAAUAGUAAGGGCUACAUCUGAGGUUUAUAGUUUUGUAUACAGGUACUUUAUUUUACUCUGUUCUUAAACAGGCUGGGAACACUACAUCCGAGGUUUAUAUUUUCGUAUACAGGUACUUUGUUUUACUCUGUUCUUAAACAGGCUGGGAACACUACAUCCGAGGUUUAUAUUUUCGUACACAGGUACUUUAUUUUACUCUGUUCUUAAACAGACUGGGAACACUUCCCCCAUCGUGAGAUAUUCUCGCUAAAACGCGAUUAUACCUCUUUAGCAAGAGCAAAUUUAAUAUAUCCUAUGCAACUGAUAAAAGCAACUGACAAGUACGUCUGUGAUUCGUAUUUCACAUGAAAAACAUCUUCACUAGCCAAGGGUUUUCGGUCCACUCUGCUCCCCAUAGUGGAGUGGAUAAAAAAUCCUAGGGUAGCGAAGGUGAUGGAAAGAAGAAAGAGUGCUAAAAUGUCUGAUACUUCUACAAAUAUUUAAAUUAAAACAAAAACACUCACGAUGUGCAUUGAAUUUCAGCCUCCUUCCCUCUUGCGCAUUCACGUUGGUAUGAAAUUUCUUGACUGUGUUGUCAGUUUUAUAGAAACAAUUUGUUGAGUGUGCGUCGCACUUAUUAAGCACUACAUGGAAUGAUAAUUUGUCAUUAUUUUCAAUCAAAACACCUGUUAGUUUAUAUAUAGUAAUGUUUAUUUUCUUGCAUCUUCAUUAUCCAAGGGUUUACGAUCUGCUCCUCUUCUCUACAACCCUUGGCUGCAUUAGCACGAUUUUCGUGUCAACAAUUUCCUGCAUAUGAUUGGAUGCAGGCCAAGUCCCCUGCAUCUAAUCAGACAGCAUGUUACAUUACACCACAUGCAAGACGAUGGAAUGUGUAGUCAUUGUCUUCAAAAUAUAAGAUUUUCAUAGAGUCUCCAUUUAGCAAGGCGGUGUGUAGACUGCCAUGAGGCUUUGCAUAUAUAACAUCAUGUAACUCACUGGGCGAAGCCAUUUUUAUGCUCCCAAGAUCAAAGAUCGGAGGGCAUAUUGUUUUUGUCCUGUCUGUCAUCCUGUCUGUCAGUGUCUGAAACUUUAACAUUGCUAAUAACUUUUGAACAGUAAGUGCUAGAGCUUUGAUAUUUCACAUGAGUAUUUCUUGUGACAAAACCUUUCCGUGGGUAGUAAUAUUUUUGACCAAGUGACCUUGACCUUGGAGUUUUACCUCCUUUUUGAAAACUUUAACCUUGCUAAUAACUUUUGAUUUACAGGGUUGGCAAAAAAGUGGUCAAUAUGAGUAUUGACCGGGCCGGUGGUCAAUACUGGUUAAAACCGGUCAAUACUGGUUAAUACUGGUCAAUACUGGUUAAUACUGGUCGAUUGAAGAUUAUUUGGUCAUUAUAGUCUGUAUUAUUUAUUUUAAAUGUUUAAGUGACCAUUAUGGUAAAUACUGUAAUUCAUAACAUGCACUAUCAGUUUAUAAUGUACUUAUAAGUCAUAAUAUUAAAUAAAUAAUAUACAAAUGACUCUGUUGAAUUGGGGAAGAUGUAAAAGUUUCUGUUCAAAUUCCUUAGUUUAACAAGCAGUGAUUUUUUAAGGCCCACUUUGGGUCCGAAUUUCGACCCUUUCCCCUCCUAAAAAUUGCCUAUUUUUUCCCAAUUUAGCUUGCAUUUUUCCCAAUAAUAAAAUUAUGAAAGGAAAACGUAUUUGAAUAAAGUAAACAUCAAUGUGAAUUAUAUACAUAAGAUUUAACAAAAAGUUAUGGUAAUGAUGAUUUGGAUAGAAAAGUUGAAAAUUUUAGAAGGUUAAAGAAAAUUAGAUGUGUGAAAUAAAGAUAAUAUAAUGUUUGAUAUGAUUUUAAAACUUAUGAUAAAAUUGACUCUUCCCAAUUUGACUGAAAUCUCGACAAUUUUUCCCAAUUCGAAAGCCACAGGACCCUUGUAAAAAAUGUAGAAAAAUCACUGACAAGAGAACUACCAUAAGUAUUGUUUCAUCAAUCUUCAUUUUAACUGUUGAAUAAACAUUUGAGGGUGUGUGUUGGUGAUGUUUUCAUAACAAUAACAGGCACACUGGUCAUCUCUGGUCCCAACCUAUGCUUAUUAACACCUGUCAACUCUGCUUCCUGUGCUCAGGUAAUGUCCAGCUACCUUUUAUUCUUAGUCUGUCCAGGUACAUGUAGUAAAAGGUCUGUCUCCAAUCCUCAAGCUAUGCUAUAGAACUGUGACCCUCUGGUUGGUACUGAAGAUAUUGCGGUCAGUUUCAGCAAACCAAAUAUAUUAAACUUAUGAAAUUACAUUUGAUUAUCUAAUGAAAAAUAUUAAUCAACAAUUGAUCCAUAUAAUGAAAAGACUUAAUUUAUCUUUGUCUUUGCAAGAAAUGUACAAAAAUAGGAAAAUGGACAGUUUAAAUCACAAUUGACCAGUAUUGACCACUUGGGAAGUAUUGACCGGGACGGUUAAAACCACUGGUUAAAACCGGGGGCGGUUUUGACCGCCCAACCCUGCUUUUGAACAAUUAGUGCUAGAGCUUUGAUAUUUCAUAUGAGUAUUCCUUGUGACAAGACCUUUCCAUGGGUACUAAACCUUUUGACCUUGACAUUUGACCUACUUUUUAAAAAAUUGACAAUGGUCAUAACUUCUAAAAGGUAUAUAUUAAAGCUUUCAUAUUGCACAUGAGCAUUUCUAGUGACAAGAUCUUUCUACUGGUACCAAAAUAUUUUCCCUUGUGACCUUGACCAUCUUUAGGAUUGACCAUUAUCGUGGGCAUUUGUGUUUCACAAACACAUUUUGUUAUUUUAACAACACACAAAGUGUAGUUGAAAAACACAUUUUCAUUGAUUGAACAUGAUGUAAUCCAAACAGAAUUUGUUUUCUCCAUCCGCUAGACUGACACUAGAGGACGCCACUCAAAUCCACAAAAAUUGUGCUAACCAGCCAAGGGUUGUAGAGAAGCGGAGCAGAUAGUAAAGCCUUGGCUAGCGAAGAUGACUUUCUUGCUAAAGAGGGAUAAUCACAUUUUAUCAAGAAUAUCUUGCUAUAUGGGAAGUGUUCCCAACCUGUUAAGAAUGGUUGAAAAGUAGAAUACAUGUUCAUAGCUCCUUGUUGGUAAUUUGACCAGAAAAAUGGCUGAAACUAAAGACAUUCUUGUUGUUAAUGGCUCUGCAGAACAGAAGACAACAGUAAGACGCAUGCAUUCUGCAGGCUUCACGGACAUGUCUAAACAGGAUGCUCCUCAAUUUGACCCCUACAAAACUCUGGAAAGGUCGCAGUCCGAGGCGGCACUUUUGAAAAAUCAGCACACCGUCACAUCAACAGAAGAAGGAGUCACGGAAACCUUCUCAGAACAAGAGAUGGGAGCUGAAGGAAUGGACCUUGGGGCCCAUAAUAUAUCAGAAUGUUCAAAAGUAUACCUUGAUUUGUCUACUGCUGAGGCUUAUGAAACUAUGAAUGAACACAUUCAUUAUCCAACCUCACUAUUCCGCACAGGGUCCGGGCGACUCUUGGAAACAAUCCCACAAGACGAAGAAUUGCAAACGGAUGAUGUUAGAUUCAGCCUUAUGGGAGAAAGGUCUAUCUCCACUGAGAGUAAUUCUAGUGCUAGUAGUCUUGAUGAAAAGACGUCCAAGUCUCACAUCAAAUCUCUUACUAUCAAAGAGGAGUCGACCAGAUGUGUAGUCUCCAGUUCCUAUUCCAAAGUAGGCAAGAGGUCCCCAGAUUACACCACUAAAGCAAAAUCCAACAUGAAAUCCACUUUGCAGACAUUCUCCUUGAAUAUUAAACAAAAAAUAAAACAACUUCAGAUGGGUUCUGUACAGGAGCAGAUUCAGGCAAUGAGAGAGAUAAGUGUCAUCAUAGAUCAGGCGUGGGCUAUUCCGAGUUUCGGGCGAGAUCUUGCUUAUGGUUUGUGUGAUAUAUUGAGGAACGAGAAAGCCCUUGAUAUCAUUGUCAAAAAUUGUGCAUCACAAUCCAGUGAUUUAAUGAAAGCCUCGGCGAAAUUACUCGACAAAAUUCUUACUACUGGGAACAGAAAGAGGUUAGCAGAGAUUGGCUUAGAGAUAGUAGUCAAGAUGGCUGUGUCUUCCAAAGGAGAAACAGAACUGGCUCGAGUUGUCACUGGUAUAUUAGAAAGUCUCUUUAAGAUAUCAGAGGAAGUUUGUGCUAAGCUGAUAUCUCUCGGAGGGUUAGAUGUUAUCGUUUAUUGGUGUAGGUGUAAUGAUCGUUCAACUCUCAGACACUGCUCAAUGGCAGUAGCCAAUAUGGCAUUAUACGGGGGAAGAGAAAAUCAGGAAGAAAUGACCAAGCAUAAAGUUCCGGAGUGGCUUUUCCCCUUGGCUUUCAAUGAUGACGAUGGGGUCCGUUACUAUGCAUGUCUAGCCAUUUCUAUACUGGUAGCCAACAAGGAGAUUGAGACGGUAGUAAAGAACUCCGGGACAUUAGAAGUAGUUCUGCCCUUUUUGACUAGCCAUACUCCAAGUCAGUUUGCUCGUAUGGAAUUGUCUCAUCAACAAGGUCGAUCAAAGGACUGGCUGAAACGACUCGUGGCCCUGCUGUCUAGCAAACGGGAAGAAGCCCAAGCUCUGGCUGCUUUUCACUUUGCCAUGGAGGCAGGAAUUAAAAUGGAGCAAUGCAAGAAAGAUGUAUUUUAUGAAAUUGGAGCCAUCGAUCCUCUGAAGCGCCUGGCAAGCAGUCCCAACCCCACUACUUCCAAGCUGGCAUCUGAGGCCUUGAAAACCAUUGGUGAGGAGCUCCCCCAUAAAUUGUCCCAGCAAGUGCCCAUUUGGAAUGUGGAAGAUGUUGUUUUCUGGGUCAACAGAACUGGGUAUGAAGAGUAUGCUGAGCGUUUUGCGAGAUGUAAGGUUGAUGGAGAUCUACUGUUGACAUUAACAGAAACAGACCUGGCCAGCAGCAUCGGGAUGAACUGCAGAAUCACCCAAAAAAGAUUUCUUAGAGACAUCAAAGAUUUGAAAAUAAAAGCAGACUACAUGUCAUGUGACCCAACAGGGCUCAGUGAUUGGCUGCAAGAAAUUGGUCCCGAUUACAGACAAUAUACUUACUCCCUUGUAAAGAAUGACAUUGACAAAAACUACCUGAUGCGCAUGACUGAUGAAGAUCUACGUGACUGUGAUAUUGCUAAUAGCAUUCAUAGGAAGAAAAUUAUCCAGAAAAUUGCAGCCACUCGAACUGCAGAGAGCAGCGUGGAAAGUGUGGACUCUAUGGACGGAUCCACCAAUACUAUAUCCCGACCAAUCGACGUCUUCAUCAGCUACAGAAGGAUUAAUGGCUCACAGCUGGCCAGUUUAUUGAAGGUACACCUACAGUUACGAGGGUUUUCAGUAUUUCUAGACAUCGAGAAGCUGAAGGCUGGAAAAUUUGAUGAAAACCUCUUGAAUAGUGUGAAACUAGCCAAAAACUUUAUCCUAGUCCUAACUCCUAACUCUCUGGAUAGAUGUAUGGGGGAUGAUGAACAGAAUGACUGGGUACACAAGGAAAUUGUAGCAGCUCUGGAGUGUGGCUGUAAUAUAAUUCCUCUCAUGGAUAAUUUCCACUGGCCAGCACCCGAGAAACUACCAGAGGACAUGAGACAGAUAACAUUCUUUAAUGGAAUCAGGUGGAUCCACGAUUAUCAAGAUGCAUGCGUAGACAAGCUGGAAAAGUUCCUUCGUGGAGAAGUAAAUGUCACACACAAGAGAGCAGCCUUGUUUCAGAUGGGCUCAUCUUCUGAGGGUUUAGUGGACGGUGGGAAAUACAGCUCGAGUGAAGACAGCAGUCCCAGCAUUGAUGUUUCACCUAAUCGGGACGUGUCCUACAGCAGCUGAUGACGACAGACAGAAAACCAAGUCAUGUUUUCUAAAAAUGCACAAAAGCUGCAAAUUUGGUGGGUUCAAUGUUCAGAGCUUUUUGCAUCUUAAAAUACAAGUGUGUAAGUCUGAAUUGAGCUCUUUUAUACGUGUGUGACAAAUUUGAAGUUUGUAUCCACUCUUGUUUAAGAUAUGUCUGAUGCACAUGUAAUUCUUAUGAAACUUCUGACCAUAUUAUUAUUGGUAUUGAGGAUCUUGAGUGUACAGGUACACAUGUACAUGCAUGGACAGGAACAGCUGAUUCAUUUUCCCAGAAUCACCAAGUAAAUGUGUGUAUGUGUAAAAUUUAAAUCACUAAAACCUAUUGAUUAUCUAUUAGCAUUAUCCGCAUAGUAAGCCAAUUUAAAGUUUUCAAACUUUGUUUAUUCAUUGCAUGUCUCUUUUGAAAUGUCUAAAAAAAAAAAGAAUUAAUCUGCCGUAAGAAUUUCUAGAACUUUGAUAUCCAUCUAGUCUACACAUUUUUCAUACAUGUAGUCUACAGUACUCAUGGAAACCCUUGCACCUUUUCCAGUGAUAGAAAUAUGACUGUAUAAGCUCAUUAUCAAUAUUUUCAUGACAUUUUGUUAUUAAGCCAAAUCUUUGUUGUAGAAUUGUAGAUGCUUUGAAAUCCAAACUUUCCACCAUCUAUAAAUACAGACUCUUCUUUGUCUCAUUAUUGUACUAAAGGUGUUACUAAGCCCAUCCACCCCACCCCCACUGGUCAUUCAUCUUUCCUGCUAAAGUUGUUACAUAAUUCUAAUAACCCUGUCUCUGCUUGGGUGGUCAAGUUUUCAUGUGAACUUUGUGAACUGCUGUGUUAGAUAUUGAGGUGAAGGACAAUGUGUUGAUUGGAUUCAGUCGAUUUUCAGUCAUUUCACAGGCACCUCUGAUCCCUGCCAUCUAGUUCUGACUUCAACAGCAAACUGGUGGCACCAUCAAUCACAUGGAGUCUGUUAUUUGAUUACGAAGUGGAAUGUUUUGGAAAUGUCACGACCAAUUCCGGUAAAUCAUUCUCAGAAAAGUCGCAAGUGACCUGAUAGAUAUCAAAUAAAGGAAUUUUCACUUAUAUUUAAGGAGGUAUACUACAUCAUUGUAAUGGUCGACUAUUGGUCAACUUUUAAAACAUGGCUGAAAAUUUUUCAGCAAUAUUUGUCUAUUCCUUUUAAAUUUAAGUGACCUGAUCAAUAUUAGGUAUGGGUUUUUUACUUACAGUCAAACCUCAUUAUCUCAAAUUUGAUGGAGCCAAUAAAAAACUUCGAGGUAUCAGAGAGUUCGAGAUCUUUAAGUUGAAAAACAUAAAGAAAAUGUAGUUGAGAUUUCCGCCUCACUUCAAUAUAUCCAUGGUAUUUGAGAAAUCGUUGUUCGAGAUAUCGAAGUUUAACAGUAUAUUUAAGAGCAUUAUGACUUUGUACCCAGUUUGUAGUGGUCUGUGCAUUGUGCAUUCAGAACUGUUGGUAAAACAAAUUGCUGGUAUUUACACCUUGUUAAUACUGCCAAAGUAACUUCAUAUUUUAAGAAUUCGUACAUUUAACCCUUUACAGUGUACAGGGAUAACAGUAUUUUGAGUACUGCAGUGUGGCUAUUUCGCAAUUCACAUUCUGUAUUUGAGUACUUUAUCACCAACUUCUUUUUGUAAGAGUGAAUUCCCAGUAUUUUUAUCCAGGGUAUCUUCCUUCUCACAAUCAUUCACCAAAUAUGAAAUGGUAGAAAUUGAAAAUCUUGCAAGAAGACAUUUGGGUAUUUAUUCUAUGACUGUCUUUUGAUGGGCAUUAUUAUGGUACAUCAGUUACCUUAACAGUGUACUUUAUUAUGCUGAAUAUUUGUUAUCUAAGGAAAGAUCACUGUAAAUGUAAACACUCGAGAAAAUGUUUAAAAUCAGAUAGUGCAUAAUUUGUGUCAUUGAUAUUAUUGUAAUCAUCUUGUUUUUAGAUGAGUUCUAUUGGUUGCUGUGAUAUUACCGUUAAAGUUCAUGUUAUAUUACACAUGUAUCAAUAUAGAAUGUAAGCAUUUUGUUACACUUUUGUAAUUUUCAUUCCAAGUACAUUGAACUGGAUGGCUAGAACUUUUAAAAUACUAUUAGAUAAGUGAACUAUGUUUAAAAACGUUGACCGAACUAUUUUUCCAUUAAUUGUUCAUUAGUUUACAGAGUACUUGGUUUUCUUGUCACUUAUGAAUUCCACUUCAAUUUUUUUGUAUGCACAUUAUUGUUAAUUAUUAAUUAAACAAAAUGUUAGUGACUACAUACACAUGUAUGCAAUUAUAGUAACUCGGAUUUUAAUUUUGGUUGACGAUGAAAUUUAAUGAGGAUUGAAACCAGUAGAACUACACAUAUAUUCUUGACACAGACAUACAUGUAAUGUUUAUAAGUAUUGGAUUGCACUAAACAAAGUGUAGCAAUGUCUAUGUUAUGUAUUGAAUCAUGAACUCUCAGUUUGAAAUCAUGAUUUUAUUUUAUUUUUUAAAGUAUAUAUAUACCUGUGAUUGUAUUUCCAUUUAUUGAUCCGAAUUCAUUUAUAGUUAAUAAGUGUUUGCUUUAUAUCCAGGAUGAUGAGGGCAUAUAUUAUACCUCUUGCCAACAAACCCAGUCAACACUUGUGUAUGGUUGUACAUGCAUGUCUUAUUAUAUCAGACCAGAAGGCAAUAUGGAGAACUUUUUACCUUCAGAGUGCACUGCCAAUCACAAACACUGUAAUGAUUGUAUUUUGCUCCCAUUUCCUUUAUCUGCUUAUUUUAAAAUUCUCAUAUUUUUAUCGUUUGUUAUAUUGCGGAACAAUUGGAACACAUUUGUCAUUUUCCAUCACCGCAAAAAGAAAUUGCGAGUAAAUAAUAACUGCCAAGCAUCGGGUCAGCUCAGACUUUGGUCCACAACUGCUUCAUAUAUAUUGUACUCCUAAAAAAUGUACGGGUUAACUUUAGUAUUAUAUUUAAAAAUAUAAGAACCGGUUGAUAAAGCUCAAACAUUGAUAAAACAUAAAGAACUUAGCUACUUACUAUAAAAACAAUAGAGAAUCACUUAAAGAUUUAGAGUUUUCUUAUCGCCAUGUUUAGAGUUUUCGCUUUACUGCGCAGUACUCGCUAUCGGGUAUUUGAAUCUCGUUCAGUGUAUGACAUCUUUGUCAACAAAUGAGAAUACGUGUAUUUGAUAGUACUGGUAGCAGUCCGGUAGUACUGGUAGCGGCCCGGUAGUACUGGUAGCGGCCCGAUAGUACUGGUUGCGGCCCGGUAGUACUGGUAGCGGCCCGGUAGUACUGUUGGCAGCCCGGUAGUACUGGUGGCGGCCCGGUAGUACUGGUGGCGGCCCGAUAGUACUGGUGGCGGCCUGGUAGUACUGGUAGCGGCCCGGUAGUACUGAUGACGGCCUGGUAGCAUACAUAUAGUGGUAAGGUGCUCUCUUCACACCCAUCGUCGAUUUUCGGUUCCACCGCCGCAUCAUACCCAAGACGUUUAAUAUGAGUUGGAACUGCUCCCUUACCAAGCACCCCUGAAUUAAAAGUGCAAUUCAAAGGUCUUAUAGCUAUGACCUUAACAAAAGAGGUCACGUGUCACGACAGUCGUUACUAUGAUAAACAACCCUCACUGCUGCAACCUUGAACAUCAUGUAUACUUGUAGAUUGUAUAGGUCCAAAUUUGUUACACUUCACCCAAAGCUGUGACGUCCUCACAUGAGUGAAACAUUCUCGAAGGGACGUAAGGCAUCAAAGUGGCUGACAAAAAAAAACUGCUUUGUGUUUGCAAAGAAAGAUGCAAGUCAGAUCUCCAACAACGAAAAGAUGGAAAUGAGUGCCGAGGACUGAAAGUUCUUUAUCACCACGUCACGUUGGUAUCACGUAAUAUGCUUGCCCAACCCCAGAUCGAGUAGAUGUGUCCUUAUUCUAAAGCACGAAAGAAUACCAAGACCAGAGUCUAAAUUACACUCGCAGUAACUUCAUUUUGACGUAACAAGGGAGAUACUUGAAAAUUCAAAAAGGUGUCGGAAAAUGUCCAACUAGUGUUCUUUAAGGUCAUACGCAAAGUUUCUGACAUUUUUUCUAAAAUAAUAUUUUCAGCUCCUCUAUAUUAAGAGUUCUUGUAUGGUUUCAAAAAUCGGUUUAAGAUUCAUAGUGUAGGAAUAUUGCCAUACGUCGUAUGUCGGCCUGGUUAGCUCGGGGGUUCGAUCACCCUAUUAGUAAUGCAAGGAUAUUAAAAGUUCGAUGUUUAGUUGAUCCAACAUUUUUCUUCCUUUCUUUGCUGCUAUAAGUAAUGUCCAUGUAUACAGUCCUUUUACAGCCCAUUGCGAUUGUUUGUAUUUUGAUUUUCUUACUCGUGGUACGUUAGACGAGUGUAGACUGAUUCGGAGACUACCGCACACUUCGGUUUAAAUUCUUGCUGUAUCUUCCAUGGAUGAAGAUGAGAAUAGAGAAUGGGGAUCCUUAGUUAGAGAGGCAAUACUGCACCCAUUGCAUUCUGCUACUAGCGAUGUUCACUUGUACUGUGGUGAAUUUGCAUUCUGCUACUAGCGAUGUUCACUUGUACUGUGGUGAAUUUGACUUAACGUUUAUUUUAGAAGCGUGUUGCGUGGCGAGUAUACCUGUAGUUUUAGAAACAAUGUAGUGAUAGGUACAAUUUUAGAUGAUAUACUACUGACAGGUGCAAAUUUUAAACGAAGGCCGGUAUAAUUUUAGAACGUGUUUGGAAAUAUCGUGAUCAGCGUUGUAUCGGGUUUACAUGUAUUGCGUGUUUUUCACAUGGAAUAACUUGCAUGUAUCUGUACGUGUGUGUGUGUGCAAGACCUGUGUUUAUAACUAAGUGAAUGGUAUGUGCUGUGUAUGUAGGUAUAUUUAUAUGUAUACAUUAUGUGUCUUUAAUUGAAUUCCAUGCUUGGUUCUAAAAUAUAUACCUAUAUAUAACAAA
This is a messenger RNA of Ostrea edulis (European flat oyster), 11033 nucleotides long. RefSeq names its product NAD(+) hydrolase SARM1-like. The record is from RefSeq and is a predicted model, not a curated record. Gene Ontology annotation, biological process: response to axon injury; negative regulation of MyD88-independent toll-like receptor signaling pathway; signal transduction. Lineage: Eukaryota; Metazoa; Mollusca; Bivalvia; Ostreida; Ostreidae. The transcript is spliced from 9 exons. Gene Ontology annotation, cellular component: dendrite. Bases 3429 to 6122 code for a protein of 897 amino acids. Gene Ontology annotation, molecular function: protein binding; NAD+ nucleosidase activity; signaling adaptor activity.